ACAUCACAAAUUGGAUCUAAUUCUAGAAGAUACCCAUCAAAGUGAACAAAAGAUCCUAGAAAGAGAGUCCAUUUCUUCGAUCCCAGUGAAUUUAAUCGUAUUCUAUUAGUAAUAUUCUGUUAGGAAAGUUCAAGAUGUCCACUUGGGGGGAUUUCAUUGCUCAGAAUGAGGAGAGAGACGGUGUGAGGUUCACUUGGAACGUGUGGCCGGCUACUAGGAUCGAGUCGACCAAGAUGGUGGUUCCAGUGGCUGCCAUGGUAACUCCCCUCAAGGAGCGUCCAGACAUGCCCCCAAUCUGUUAUGACCCAGUCCUCUGCUCAAGGUCUCAGUGUCGAGCUGUUCUCAACCCACUCUGUCAAGUAGACUACCGAGCCAAGACCUGGGCCUGCAACUUUUGCUUCCAGAGAAAUGCCUUCCCUCAGCACUACGCUGGUAUCAGUGAGACCAAUCAGCCAGCCGAGCUCAUCCCUCAGUUUUCUACCAUAGAGUACCAGCUGCAGCGCUCGGGUACUGCUCCCACCAUCUUCCUGUUUGUUGUGGACACAUGUCAGGAGGAGGAAAAUCUUCAAGCCCUAAAGGAAUCUCUUCAGUUGUCUCUCAGUCUCAUUCCACCCACUGCACUAGUCGGACUCAUCACCUUCGGGAGAAUGGUACAACUCCACGAGCUAGGCUGUGAUAGCUUUGCCAAGAGCUUUGUGUUCCGAGGUACUAAGGAGGUGACGACGAAUCAGCUACAGGACCAGCUGGGUGUGGCCGGGGGCUCGAGUGCCCGCCCCCAAGCCUCCUCCGGACCAGGCGGGACACAGCAACCCUCACAGCCCGAUAUCCCGAACCGAUUCCUGCAACCUCUCCAGAAUAUUGACAUGAAUCUGACAGACAUGAUUGGGGAUAUCCAGUGCGACCCGUGGCCUGUGCCGCAAGGGACACGCCCCCUUAGGUCCACGGGGGCAGCCCUCUCGUUAGCCGUUAGUUUGUUAGAGGCAACGUUCCCCAACGCUGGAGCCAGGAUCAUGCUGUUUGUGGGUGGUCCGUGCACUCAGGGUCCUGGUAUGGUGGUGGGCCAUGAGAGGAAGGAGAUCAUCCGCUCUCAAUACGACCUUGAGAAGGACACUUGCAAGUACCAUAAGAAGGCCACCAAGCUCUACGAGGGUCUGGCCAAGCGUGCUGCUGGGAACGGUCACGCUGUGGACGUGUACGCAUGUGCACUGGACCAGACCGGCACUCACGAGAUGAAGUACCUCUCAAACGACACAGGUGGUUACAUGAUCCUUGGUGACUCGUUCAACACCUCCCUCUUCAAGCAGACGUGGCAAAAAGCGUUCGCCAAAGAUUCUCACGGACAGCACUUCAAAAUGGCCUUCAACGCGUCCUUUGAAGUCAAGUGCUCUCGGGAGCUGAAGCUGUGUGGUGUGUUGGGACCCUGUGUGAGCCUCAAUCGCAAGAACGCCUCCGUGUCCGAUAAUGAGACUGGAGUGGGUGGAACAUCAGCUUGGAGGGUGUCUGGGAUAGACCCGGCCACGUCAUUGUGCGUCAUGUUUGAGGUUGUGAAUCAACAGGCCAGUGCCAUCCCUCAGGGCCAGCCUGGGGCCGUUCAGUUCAUCACCUUCUAUCAGCAUGCCUCGGGGCAGAAGAGAGUCAGAGUGACCACCGUUGCUAGGCAUUGGGCUGAUGCUGCUACUAACAUCAAUCACAUCUCUGCCAGUUUUGAUCAGGAGGCUGCCGCUGUUGUCAUGGCAAGGAUGGCCGUAGAAAAGUCAGAGAUUGAUGAUGGCCCUGAUGUGCUGAGGUGGCUCGACAGAAUGCUUAUCAGAUUGUGUCAGAAGUUUGGUGAGUACCACAAAGACGAUCCUUCCUCGUUUAAGUUCUCAGACAACUUCUCCCUCUACCCUCAGUUUAUGUUCCACUUGCGACGGUCCCAGUUCCUCCAAGUGUUCAACAACAGCCCUGACGAGAGUGCCUACUAUCGUAACAAACUCAAUCGUGAGGAUGUCACUCAGUCUCUGGUGAUGGUACAACCUAUUCUCUACGCCUACUCUUUCAAUGGACCCCCUGAGCCCGUGCUCCUUGACUCUACCAGCAUCACUGCCGACAGAAUACUCCUCCUGGACACUUUCUUCCACAUCCUCAUCUACCAUGGAGAGACCGUUGUUGCGUGGCGUAAACAAGGCUACCAUAAUUUACCGGACCACGAGAACUUUCGUCAGCUGCUCCAAGCCCCAGUGGACGACGCCCAGGAGAUCUUGCAGACUCGGUUUCCAAUGCCUCGUUACAUCGUGACGGAGAAGGACGGCAGUCAAGCUCGCUUCUUGUUGGCCAAAGUCAACCCUUCCCAGACUCACAACACAACCUACGGAUGGGGAGCGGAGGGAGCGAGCUCUCCCAUUUUAACGGACGAUGUCAGUUUGCAGGUAUUCAUGGACCACCUUAAGAAGUUGGCCGUCUCCAGUUCCACCUGACACAUGUGACUGUGGAUGGAUUCAUGUGACUAAUAGGUUUUAUUCAUAUACAGUACACGUCUGUCGUCUUAAUUAAUUUUUGUGUUACAAUUUGAGAUGUAAUGAUCAUUAAUUUUGUGUA
Halichondria panicea is the source of this 2577-nucleotide messenger RNA. RefSeq names its product protein transport protein Sec23A-like. Gene Ontology annotation, cellular component: endoplasmic reticulum exit site; COPII vesicle coat. NCBI's taxonomy places the organism in Eukaryota, Metazoa, Porifera, Demospongiae, Suberitida, Halichondriidae. The transcript has 19 exons. The coding region runs from base 135 to 2456 and encodes 773 amino acids. The record is from RefSeq and is a predicted model, not a curated record. Gene Ontology annotation, biological process: intracellular protein transport; endoplasmic reticulum to Golgi vesicle-mediated transport; COPII-coated vesicle cargo loading. Gene Ontology annotation, molecular function: GTPase activator activity; zinc ion binding.